AGACCGUGCAUUUCGAGGGAUCGACUCUAACUAACGACGUGACGAAUGGACUAUGGUCUUGCCUUGGAUCAUUUUCGAUGCUACAUACCCUCACCAUCUCAGACUCCUCUAUCAGUUUCCCCCCAUCUCCUCCGGAGCUUCCAUCCUUCACACAUCUAUCAGCCGAGAGAAUGACUUCAUUCUGCUACGAAGGCAUACUCCCAUCGAUACCUGGAGUGAGAGAUAUCGAUGUUUCUAUCGAUGCUGCAGAGAUCGAGACGAGCAACACUUUUCAGAUCACCACCGCAUCCAGGCCUAUGACUAGGGCUAUGGAUGAACAGUUCUUUGUUCAUAUCAGACUACACGCAUCACUCACCACAGACAGGAAAAUUGAAUCAGGAGAGACAAUUGGAGGGAUUAGUCUUCUAUUUGAAGACCAAACCAAAAAACCACAGCGGCUGAAUGUGUCCGGGGUGAGGGGCAGAGACGAAGAAGCCUUGGUGGACCUGUUUGUCAAGACUAAACAACUAACGUACUUGAACUUGGGGAGUGGAGGUGGUACUCUACACAAAAAGAACAACGUCCAGAAUACUAGGCUUGAGAUAGAGCAAUGCCAGCUAUCUACUAAGAUGACCGAGAAGUUGUGGUCCUGUCUCAGAUCCUUCACCUCACUGAACUCUCUCACCAUCUCAGACUCCUCUCUCAGUUUCCCUCCAUCUCCUCCUGACCUUCCAUCCGUCACAAAGCUAUUAACCGUGAGCGUGACGUCACACAGCUAUGAAGGUCUGCUCUCAUCGCUUCCUGGCUUAAGACGUAUCGGUAUCACUAUCGAUGAUGCAGAGAGAGACAUACCUCAGAUCACGGCUUGUCUUCGUCGGACCGGAGGACAGCAGCUCACACACAUCAACCUUUAUGCACCAUCAUCACUCCCAUCAGAGAAGAAGAGUGUUUCGAGAGAGACGAUGAGAGGACUGGGUCUUCUAAUCAGAGAACAAACCAAGAACCUGCAGGUGCUUUGGCUGCAUGGAGUGAAGUGCACAUACGAGGAAGACUUGGUUUACCUCAUCGAGUGCUGCAGACAUGUGAAGACGAUGUCACAGCUGUGGUAGGUUCUUGUUUAAAUCUUGUA
This is a messenger RNA of Strongylocentrotus purpuratus (purple sea urchin), 1108 nucleotides long. RefSeq lists its product as uncharacterized. Lineage: Eukaryota; Metazoa; Echinodermata; Echinoidea; Camarodonta; Strongylocentrotidae. The transcript is spliced from 3 exons. The coding region runs from base 78 to 1088 and encodes 336 amino acids. The record is from RefSeq and is a predicted model, not a curated record.